AUUCCGAGCUAAGGCAUGCGGCUGCGGACUGAGACGUCCUGUGUGUGCCUGCCUGCGGGCCCAGGUGACUGCGUCAUGGGCGGCGGUGAAGCUGUGGCCCACUCCAGGCCGUACAUGGCGUCGAUCCAGCACGACGACAAGCACGAGUGCGGCGGCUUCCUGAUCUCCGGGCAGUGGGUGAUGACCGCGGCGCACUGCUUCUCCGAGCCGUCCGACAAGAGCAUCAGAGUGGUGCUGGGAGCCCAUUCCUUGUCCACGCCGGAAGACAGCAAACAGGUUUUCAGCAUCGCAUCAAGCCACCCUCACCCGGAAUUCUCCUUGGAAAACUAUGACAACGACAUUGCGCUGCUGAAGCUGGACGGCACGGCCACGGAGAGCAGCGCGGUGAAGCCCAUCGCGUUCCAGCGCGGCGGGGGCUACGUGCAGGAAGGGGAGGAGUGCAGCAUCGCCGGCUGGGGCGCCACCAGCAACAUCGGCUUCCGGCCGGACAAGCUGCAGCAGGUGGACGUCAAGGUCCUGAGCCGGCGCCUGUGUGGCCGCAGCGACUACUACGGAGACAAAUUCACGGACAACAUGAUGUGCGCCGCCGAGAGCCGGAAGGACACCUGCGAUGGCGACUCGGGCGGGCCGCUGGUGCACAGCGGCGUGGCGGUGGGCAUCACGUCCAAUGGCAGCAAGAAGUGUGGGCGCCCCAAGAAGCCGGGGGUCUACACCGUGAUUUCGCGCUACGCCCAGUGGAUCGACAGCACCAUGCAGCAGUGACCCGCAGUGCUCCUCACGCCCCCCCCAGCGCCAGGGGAGAUGGGGGGGGGCAGGGCGGCGGCCCGCUUUGGGGAAACAGAGGCGCUUAGCCUUGUACUCUUUCAGCUGCGCCUGCUUUGUUAACCAGCCUGAUUAAAGCAAUAAACUGCCUCUCAUUGCAA
This is a messenger RNA of Lepisosteus oculatus (spotted gar), 923 nucleotides long. The record is from RefSeq and is a predicted model, not a curated record. Lineage: Eukaryota; Metazoa; Chordata; Actinopteri; Semionotiformes; Lepisosteidae.